AUGACACAAGAGAUGCUUAUCUUCAAGAGGUUCAAAAUCUGGCAAAGAAACAUGGGUGGUCCGAGUGCUGGACAUGACACCAAUUAUAUCUUGGUGGAAAUCCCAAACACAUGGAAUGGAUUCAUUCACCAGCGACUGAAUAACAUCAACAAAGAUAUUUUGAAAGGAGACCGCUGGAAGCUCACCGAGUUCAUUUCUGCUCACAAAGAAACACUUCAAUAUGACUACUCGAAGCUCACUGCCACUCAAAAGAAUAGUUAUGCGGUGAAGCUCAUCAAGAUGUGUGCUGAAAAGCAAUGUGUUGUCCACGACAUCAGGAAAAUGUGGUAA
Molecule: messenger RNA, 330 nt
Organism: Suillus paluster
Lineage: Eukaryota; Fungi; Basidiomycota; Agaricomycetes; Boletales; Suillaceae
Exons: 4
Coding region: 1-330 (109 amino acids)
Source: RefSeq, a predicted model, not a curated record